AUGAAGGAGGAGUUUCUGGAUCUCUUUCACUGGGGGACUUCUGCAGAAGACCAAGAAGAGGAAGAGAAGGAAAUUAUUUAUGAGGAACUUUCUAUGAUAUACAGAUCUUGUCCCAAGUAUGACAUUAAAAUUGUUAUGAGAGAUAUGAAUGCUAAAUUGGGUAAAGAGGAUGAAUUUAGACCAACAAUUAAAAAGCAUGGCUUAUAUGAUGGUACUAAUGACAAUGGACAAAGUCUACUACUUUUUGCUGCUGAACACAACAUGAUAGUUUCAAGCACUGUGUUCAGCCACAAGAAAAUACAUAAGAUAACUUGGCGCUCACCUGAUGGAGAAACCUGGAAUCAAAUUGAUCAUGUACUCAUCGAUUCUAGGCAUUCUUCGGAUAUCCAGGAUGUUACAACUUAUCGAGGCGCCACCUGUGAUUCCGACCACUUUUUGGUUAUUGCUAAAUUAAUUGCUAAAAUUUUAAACGCCCGAAAGAUACAGGGAAAGUGGAAAAAAAAGUUUGAUUGUGAAAAGCUGAAAAAUGAGGCAAUUGAACGAAGUUUCCAGUCCUCACUCAGGGGAGAAUAA
Molecule: messenger RNA, 573 nt
Organism: Stegodyphus dumicola
Lineage: Eukaryota; Metazoa; Arthropoda; Arachnida; Araneae; Eresidae
Product: craniofacial development protein 2-like
Source: RefSeq, a predicted model, not a curated record